Messenger RNA from Erinaceus europaeus (western European hedgehog), 7352 nucleotides. It is a transcript of the gene ADAMTS6, whose product is annotated as ADAM metallopeptidase with thrombospondin type 1 motif 6. The record is from RefSeq and is a predicted model, not a curated record. Lineage: Eukaryota; Metazoa; Chordata; Mammalia; Eulipotyphla; Erinaceidae. Gene Ontology annotation, biological process: proteolysis; extracellular matrix organization. Gene Ontology annotation, molecular function: metalloendopeptidase activity. Gene Ontology annotation, cellular component: extracellular matrix. Bases 902 to 4255 code for a protein of 1117 amino acids. The transcript has 25 exons.
ACGCAGCCUGCAGCCCGCACAUCUGCAGACUGACGUCAUUUGCUCUGCCUCCGAGGAAAAGCUGCCAAAAUUUUCUCCUGCAGCAAUUCAAGUUGGCUGGGGGCCGGUACUGAGAUCUAGGGCUAGCUACUUCAACAAAACUUUCAAAACUUUGCUGCCCUUCCUGCUCCUCUUGUCUUCUUUUCUCUUGAUACCUUUUGAUGCUCUUCACAUGUUAUUUGCAUAGCAAAGGCACUAAGCUGGCCAGGAAGAGAGGGCACCACUUCCAUCUCCAAUAAGUCCUUUUCCCCCUUCCUUCCCUUUUUUUCCCUCUUUCCUUUUUUUUUUUUUUUUUUUUUUAAAGGGGGGCGGGAGAGAAAGGGGAUCUGUAAAGGCAGUAUCUCAGGAUGAUAGCCUGGGUGUAUUGAAGGCAUCUCUUUUUUUCCUGCCAAAUCGGAAAGUCCGUUCUCCAAAGCUCGGGUUCGUCAGACUAUAGAGUUUUAUUCUGGCUGCAGAAUAACUGACUGCUGUGUCUUUUUGCAAAGGGGAAUAGAAAGGGAGAAAAAAAUAGAGUAGAGGGAGUACGUGAGUCGUCCAGUGCAAUCUCUAUUGUUUGAAACUUACUUUUUAUCAGAAAUUGAAGAUGAAAACGGUUGAAAAGUGGCCCCUAGUAAGUAGUCACUUACUAGCUUAAUGUUUUGAUUAUGAACAUUUUACCAACAUUUUUUUUUUUUCAUUUUGGAAUGAGAAAAUGAAUCCAGUCAUGGAAGAAAGUCCAGGACGUUGGAGUAAAGUAACUGCUAAACAGUGAUCUUCAAGAAGUUUUAAAGAAUUAAAAUUGUUAUGCUUCGAUUUGGGUAUGGUAUUGACUCUCUAGCGCAUAGGUAGCCCCCUCCAGAAAAAUCAUCCAGUUUUCUAAAUUAUGGAAAUUUUGUGGAAGACGUUGACCUGGAUUUUGAGCCUCAUCAUGGCUUCAUCGGAAUUUCAUAGUGACCACAGACUUUCAUACAGUUCUCAAGAGGAGUUCCUAAGUUAUCUAGAACACUACCAGCUAACUAUUCCCAUAAGGGUUGAUCAAAAUGGAGCUUUUCUCAGCUUUACUGUGAAAAAUGAUAAGCACUCCAGGAGAAGACGGAGUAUGGACCCUGUCGAUCCACUGCAGGCAGCAUCUAAGUUAUUUUUUAAACUUUCAGCCUACGGCAAGCACUUUCAUCUAAACUUGACUCUCAACACAGAUUUUGUGUCCAAACAUUUUACAGUAGAAUAUUGGGGGAAAGAUGGACCCCAGUGGAAACAUGAUUUUUUAGACAACUGUCAUUACACAGGAUAUUUGGAAGAUCAACGUAGUACAACUAAAGUGGCUUUAAGCAACUGUAUUGGGUUGCAUGGUGUUAUUGCUACAGAAGAUGAAGAAUAUUUUAUUGAACCAUUAAAGAAUACCACAGAGGAUUCUAAACAUUUUAGCUAUGAAAAUGGUCAUCCUCAUGUUAUUUACAAAAAAUCUACCCUUCAGCAACGGCAUUUGUAUGAUCACUCUCACUGUGGGGUUUCAGACCUCAUAAGAAGUGGCAGAUCUUGGUGGCUGAAUGACUCAUCUGCUUUCCCUUCUUCACUGUCAACUAACGGCACAUCUAUCUACCACAGACAGAAGAGAUCAGUAAGCACUGAGCGGUUUGUGGAGACAUUAGUAGUGGCAGACAAAAUGAUGGUGGGCUACCACGGCCGUAAAGACAUUGAACAUUACAUUUUGAGUGUGAUGAAUAUUGUUGCCAAACUUUACCGUGAUUCCAGCCUAGGAAACGUUGUGAACAUCAUAGUGGCCCGCUUAAUUGUUCUUACAGAAGACCAGCCAAACUUGGAGAUAAAUCAUCAUGCAGACAAGUCCCUCGAUAGCUUCUGUAAAUGGCAGAAAUCCAUUCUCUCCCACCAAAGUGAUGGAAACACCAUUCCAGAAAAUGGGAUUGCCCACCACGAUAAUGCGGUUCUUAUUACUAGAUAUGAUAUCUGCACUUACAAAAAUAAGCCCUGUGGGACACUAGGCUUGGCCUCGGUGGCUGGAAUGUGUGAGCCUGAGAGGAGCUGCAGCAUUAAUGAAGACAUUGGCCUGGGUUCAGCUUUUACCAUUGCACAUGAGAUUGGUCACAAUUUUGGUAUGAACCAUGAUGGAAUUGGAAAUUCUUGUGGGACGAAAGGUCAUGAAGCAGCAAAACUUAUGGCAGCUCACAUUACUGCAAAUACCAAUCCUUUUUCCUGGUCUGCCUGCAGUCGAGACUAUAUCACCAGCUUUCUAGAUUCAGGCCGUGGUACUUGCCUUGAUAAUGAGCCUCCCAAGCGGGACUUUCUUUAUCCAGCUGUGGCUCCAGGUCAGGUGUAUGAUGCUGACGAGCAGUGUCGUUUCCAGUAUGGAGCAGCAUCCCGCCAGUGUAAAUACGGGGAAGUGUGUAGAGAGCUCUGGUGUCUCAGCAAAAGCAACCGCUGUGUCACCAACAGCAUUCCUGCGGCUGAAGGAACACUCUGCCAAACUGGGAAUAUUGAAAAAGGGUGGUGUUAUCAGGGAGAUUGUGUUCCUUUUGGCACUUGGCCCCAGAGCCUAGAUGGGGGCUGGGGUCCCUGGUCGCUGUGGGGAGAGUGCAGCAGGACCUGCGGUGGAGGCGUCUCCUCAUCCCUAAGACACUGUGACAGUCCAGCACCUUCAGGAGGUGGAAAAUAUUGCCUUGGGGAAAGGAAACGGUAUCGCUCCUGUAACACAGAUCUAUGUCCUUUGGGGUCCCGGGAUUUUCGAGAGAAACAGUGUGCAGACUUUGACAAUAUGCCUUUCCGUGGAAAAUAUUAUAACUGGAAACCUUAUACUGGAGGUGGGGUAAAACCUUGUGCCUUAAACUGCUUGGCUGAAGGCUACAAUUUCUACACUGAACGUGCCCCUGCAGUGAUUGAUGGGACUCAGUGCAAUGCAGACUCACUGGAUAUCUGUAUCAAUGGAGAAUGCAAGCAUGUAGGUUGUGAUAAUAUUUUGGGAUCCGAUGCUAGGGAAGAUAGAUGUCGAGUCUGUGGAGGGGAUGGAAGCACUUGUGAUGCCAUUGAAGGGUUCUUCAAUGAUUCGUUGCCCAGAGGAGGCUACAUGGAAGUUGUGCAGAUACCAAGAGGUUCUGUCCAUAUUGAAGUGAGAGAAGUUUCCAUGUCAAAGAACUAUAUUGCUCUGAAAUCUGAAGGAGAUGAUUACUACAUUAAUGGUGCCUGGACUAUUGACUGGCCUAGGAAGUUUGAUGUUGCUGGAACAGCCUUUCACUAUAAAAGACCAACUGAUGAACCAGAAUCCUUGGAAGCUCUAGGCCCCACCUCAGAAAACCUCAUAGUCAUGGUUCUGCUUCAGGAACAGAAUUUGGGGAUUAGGUAUAAAUUCAAUGUUCCUAUCACUCGAACUGGCAGUGGAGACAAUGAAGUUGGUUUUACAUGGAACCAUCAGCCUUGGUCAGAAUGCUCAGCUACUUGUGCUGGAGGUAUCCAAAGACAGGAGGUGGUCUGUAAAAGGUUGGAUGACAACUCCAUUGUCCAGAACAAUUACUGUGACCCUGACAGUAAACCACCUGAAAAUCAAAGAGCCUGCAACACUGAGCCCUGCCCACCUGAGUGGUUCAUUGGGGAUUGGUUGGAGUGUAGCAAGACUUGUGAUGGUGGAAUGCGCUCCAGAGCAGUGCUCUGUAUCAGGAAGAUUGGACCUUCUGAAGAGGAGACACUGGACUACAGUGGCUGCUUAACACACCGGCCUAUUGAGAAGGAGCUCUGCAACAACCAGUCAUGCCCACCUCAGUGGGUGGCUUUGGACUGGUCAGAAUGCACCCCUAAAUGUGGUCCAGGAUUCAAACAUCGGAUUGUUCUUUGCAAAAGCAGUGACCUCUCUAAAACAUUCCCAGCUGCCCAAUGUGCAGAAGAGAGCAAACCCCCUGUCCGUAUCCGCUGCAGUUUGGGUCGAUGCCCUCCUCCUCGCUGGGUGACAGGAGACUGGGGACAGUGUUCUGCUCAGUGUGGCCUUGGACAGCAGAUGCGGACUGUGCAAUGUCUCUCCUACACUGGACAGGCCUCUAGUGACUGUUCAGAAACUGCUCGACCUCCAUCAGUGCAGCAGUGUGAAAGCAAAUGUGAUAGUGCUCCCAUUUCCAGUACUGAAGAGUGCAAAGAUGUGAACAAAGUGGCUUAUUGCCCACUGGUGCUGAAGUUCAAGUUCUGCAGUCGAGCAUACUUUAGACAGAUGUGUUGUAAGACCUGCCAAGGACACUGACCCAUGGAAAGCCAGAGAGAGCCUUGUCAUUUCACCCUGGAAAUUCGUCCAUCAAAGAGAGCCACCCAGAGAAAGAGGAUUGAUGUCCUUGAAAAUGCAUUACCCUGUGGAAAACGUAACCACUGGUCAGCCCUAGCUGACAGGAUUUCAAUAUUAUUUUAACUUCUGUGAAGUGGGAUUUCUUGAUCCAAAGUGCUGGACACGGUAUAAGGAGGGAAUGCCAGAUUGGAGAGAUCCAAACAACACAGGGAGACUUGCUUACUGUGGAAUGUUUGUGUUCUUUCUAGAAAAUUCAAUAGCCUGUUUACCUCCUUGGACCAUUAAGAUAAUUUUUAUUAUGGACUUAGCAAUGACACUGAAUCCAUUUGUAUUUAAAACUGUUUAAAAUGUAGCUAUUAUGACUUGGUCAACUAUGGAAGUCGAGAAGAAUCAGAAAUCUUAAGUCAUAGCUUAAAAGUAUUUACUAUACCUUAUUUCACUACAACAGCACCACAAUUAAAUUCUAAAACAGGCUUUGAACUGUAAAUUAAGGAGCAAGUAUAAAUCGAAAGUAAGUUUGCAUCAUUUUUCUUCAUUCCACUUAAUUUUUUUAGGAAUAACUCCCCUGUUCUGAACACUGCUGUGAGCCAUAUAUAAACUAUAUUAAACCGGACAACAAUGAAGGACAUUGUUAGUUUAAAGCAGUGCAUCUGUUGUUGCAGCUGUGCAAGUCUUUAAAUUCAGUGCUAAAAGACUAUGGCCAACUUGCCAUGGUGCAAGUGAAGCUGAGAUUACCUUUAAAACUUUACAAAAAAACCAUUUCAAUUUCAAUCAGAAGCCGGCCCUGGGGUAUGGUAGAGGUUGAAGUCCCAGGCCUUUGGCUGCCCUCACACAGGAUGCUACAGCUCUUACUUGAGUCACCCCAACUCACUCAUGUUUACAUCCUUUCCAGCCACAGGACGGCUUCUGCCCUGUUGGACUGUUGCACGCAUGUCGAUCUUACUGAGAUGAUACCAUGCAAAAGAGAGACUGGCUCAGUCACAACCAGGCAGAUCCUUUUGCUGACAAUUAUGAUGGGUUCCAGAUGCCCCUUCUUUGAUAUGGCAGAAGGGCCUUUAUUUAUGUGAGAGAAGUGUGUAUGUGUAUGUGUGCGCACGGGCGCUUUUGAGUGUGUGGGUAGGAUGCGUGUGCCUGCACAUAAAUGUGCUAUUUCUGUGAGUUUUAAAGUAGGCAAGGGAUAACAACCAAAGAAGAAAAACUCAUGAAGACUAGAAUUCAUAAAGUGUAAUUUUAAGAGUCACUCAACCAAGCAUCUUCUGUUUUUAUGGAUACUCUGAAUGGCAGUUAAAUGUGAAACCCAGUUUCUUGGGCAAGUCAGACUCUAGAAUGCACUCCACCUAAAUUAGAUUGACUCGCUCAUAUUUUCCCCAUCCAAGAGUUUCACAUUAUGCUCAUCAAAGAGAUUUAAAAGUGAAGUUGAAGGAAAGGAAAGAAGGUACUUGCUUAUUUUGACAUUUAUACUUGAACACUUAUAGCAUGCAGUCAGUUCUAGAUGAAUGUGUAUUGUGCCCACCACAUCUCGUUUGCUGUCCUACAUGUGUGUUCACCAGCACCUAACCCAAACCCAGUGGCUCCUUUGGUAAAGAUACUGUUGGUAGCUGAAGAGUACACUUGAUUUUAAUCCAUCACUCUUCUCUGAGACUGCAUGUCAGGCGAGUCAUAUCAUUAUGACCUAAAUGUAGAUAAAUCGGGUUUUAUUUUGCCAGAAAAGACUUCAAAUAGUAACCUAAACUUCAGGCGUGUUGUGGAUAGUCAACACAAGACGCUGUUCUGCAAACUCAGUCAAUGUCAUCCAUAUAAUGGCAUCUGUUCUCUCAAUGCUACAACUCACAUUCUGGAACUUUCCAGAAAGAGCUACUGGUAAUCCACAGGAGGUAUUUCCAGGAUGCCUUUCUAUGCUGCUCUUAGAAAACCAGUCCAAGUGCCACCUCCACUGUUCAGUGGAGCCGUCGCAUUGAAUUCUUUUCGUCCCUUGCGAAGAGCAGUCAACUUGGUGCUAAUGUGCCCUGGUGGGAUGCAGUGAACAGAUCUACACUUGCUUUGGCAUUGUAGGCCUAGCUUUGCUAUCAGGGGCCACUAAUCUCCAACACAAAUGCCAGCUCAUGUUUUCAUUUUGACAGGACUUCUUACUUUACUGACACACAUCUGUUCUUCAUGUCUUCCAGAAACCCCUCUGCAGAAGGCUAUCCCCCUGGGCAGUGUGCAGUACCCUGACUGGUGCUAGAGGAGGGAGGCAGCCUGUGUUCCCUCUGGGGUGUGCAUCAGCGCCCAGGUCAGGAGGCAGUUCUUGGGACCAACUUCAGAUAGCAUUUCUAGAAAGAACCAAGCACAGAUGUAACAGGACUAAAUGUCUUCAGGUAGGCCCUGAAUUUAAAGCUGAGUGGGAGGAGAAUCAUACUCUAGGGCACAUCACAACACCACUGCUAUUGUGUGGCCAAUCAGACGGUUACACGAUGCUCUAUUUCUAAAUAAUAAUAGGUGGCCAUGGAGGCAGAGCCAUCAGAGAAGGCCUUACAAAAUUAGUCAGUUACACAGACUACUUAAGAAACUCCAAGGAAACUGGUACCUCAUGGCUGACAGCAGUGUCUGCCACUGGCAUUAUGGUCUAACAAAAAUAAAUAAAUAAAUAAAUAAAUAAAUAAAUAAAUAAAUAAAUAGAGGUAAAUAAAUGUACCCAACUGAUUAGACCCCUUUCAAUUCACAUGACUCCCCCAAACGGCUUAUUACAUUCAGAUUUUUUUUUUUUUAUUUGAGUGAAUGUCACAUAGAUAGCCUUAUGAUACAGAAUGGAAUUGCCUUUGUAUUAUUGUAAUUAGCUGUUGCUUAUUAUUUUAUACUCAGUAUUAAUGUGGUACACUGUUACUUUAUUUUUGCUUUUGUAAAUUAUAUUCUAAUUUAUUGCCAUGUUUUCUAACACCUGUUCUGCAUCCAUUCUCCUGCUUGAAAUGAAAAUAAAAAUUAAAAAAUCAUUGUAACACUUGAUGGAGUGAAAUUCCACACCAGGCACAAGAUUGUUUUUUUAAUAUAGAUAAUUUAGUGAAAAUAAAAUUUUAGCUUG